This is a messenger RNA of Triticum turgidum subsp. durum (durum wheat), 921 nucleotides long. The record is from the annotation of a GenBank genome assembly. Lineage: Eukaryota; Viridiplantae; Streptophyta; Magnoliopsida; Poales; Poaceae.
AUGCCGCCGCACGGGGAUCUGGACCGGCAGAUCGCGCACCUGCGCGAGUGCAAGCACCUCCCGGAGGCGGAGGUCAAGGGGCUCUGCGAGCAGGCCAAGGCCAUCCUCAUGGAGGAGUGGAACGUGCAGCCCGUCCGCUGCCCCGUCACCGUCUGCGGCGACAUCCACGGCCAGUUCUACGACCUCAUCGAGCUCUUCCGCAUCGGCGGCGAGUCGCCCGACACCAACUACCUCUUCAUGGGCGACUACGUCGAUCGUGGCUACUAUUCGGUGGAGACUGUUUCACUGUUAGUGGCUUUGAAAGUUCGCUACAGAGACAGAAUUACGAUAUUGAGAGGAAAUCAUGAGAGCAGACAAAUCACCCAAGUAUAUGGCUUCUAUGACGAGUGCUUGCGAAAAUAUGGGAAUGCAAAUGUAUGGAAGUACUUUACAGACCUGUUUGAUUAUUUGCCUCUCACGGCUCUUAUAGAAAACCAGGUGUUCUGCCUUCAUGGUGGUCUCUCUCCAUCAUUAGAUACAUUAGAUAACAUUCGUGCUCUUGAUCGCAUACAAGAGGUUCCUCAUGAAGGGCCCAUGUGUGAUCUGUUGUGGUCUGAUCCAGAUGAUCGAUGUGGAUGGGGGAUUUCACCAAGAGGAGCUGGUUAUACAUUUGGGCAAGAUAUUGCGCAACAGUUCAACCAUACAAAUGGCCUCUCUCUUAUAUCAAGGGCCCAUCAACUUGUAAUGGAAGGGUUCAAUUGGUGCCAGGAUAAGAAUGUUGUAACGGUCUUCAGUGCACCAAACUACUGUUACCGAUGUGGUAACAUGGCCGCGAUUCUUGAGAUUGGGGAAAACAUGGAUCAUAACUUCCUCCAGUUUGAUCCAGCGCCUCGGCAAAUCGAGCCUGACACAACACGCAAGACCCCCGACUACUUUUUGUAA